Messenger RNA from Pristis pectinata (smalltooth sawfish), 1930 nucleotides. RefSeq lists its product as uncharacterized. The transcript is spliced from 3 exons. NCBI's taxonomy places the organism in Eukaryota, Metazoa, Chordata, Chondrichthyes, Rhinopristiformes, Pristidae. The record is from RefSeq and is a predicted model, not a curated record. Bases 78 to 488 code for a protein of 136 amino acids.
CAGAAGUAGAAAACAUCAGCAAAGGUCUCCAUGAACCGGCACGUGUUCGCGAGCAUCCGAGAAGAAUCUGAACCGUAAUGAAAGACGAGCGGUCCGUGGAGCAGCGGUUGGCGGUGAGGCGGCUGCCCUGGGUGGUGGGGGCACUUUCCGUGCCACUGGCUGGGACCUCCCUUGGCUCAGCCUCCGAGCCCAGCUCUGUGUUCCAGCCCCGAGCCCCCCAACCUCCAGCCGGCGGCCGUGAGGCGGCUCCGGGGGCUGGGGUGGAUGUCAGAGCCCGGGGAGGCCGCGCUUCCCCCCGGCCCCAGAACAACCACCCCCCCCCCCCAUCAGACCCAACCCUUGGAGAGGCCGCAGCCCCCGGUCAGCGGGCUCCAGUGGAAAAUCUGUUGCUCAGGAUGGUAAAUCUGCUGCACUGGGGAACGUCAGAGGAGCUAUCGAACAGCUUUUCCAGAUAUCCUGGAUGGAGAAAUAUGAACGUGUCACUAUAGUGAUGAAGAGCAGAGUUCUCCCAGUGUCUUGUCAAGCAUUUUUCUCAAUCAACAUGGGGAGCUUGCUAUGUGAAACUUGACUGUAUAUUUUCUGCAUUAUGGUUGUAAACACACUUCUCAAGUGCUUCAUUGACAAUAAGCUGCUUUGGGAAGUGAUAUGAAAGGCACAAUAUAAACACAAAUCUUUUUCUGUCUUGUUCUACUGACGAGCUAAAGCAGACCUAUUUAAGAUAGUCCUCGGUUAGCGGAUUAAAUUGCUGGGUCUCAUCCAGGGUUCCAAGAACAAUACUCCAAUUGGGCUCAGCACCUUGAACAAAAUUAGUGUAGAAUCUACACAGUUUCUGCUCCUGAUCACUAUACAGUGACCCAUUUUUGGAACACACAUGGAAAUAGGCUGCUUGAGGUCACAAUGGGUGUGUUGCCAUUCACAGAAACCAAGCUGAGGUGCAGUAAGUAUCUAUCAAAGUCUGAGAAACAGUAAUGACUGAGGUUUCCACUAUGGCAAGAAUCAACACUGCAAACCAAAAGCUGCUUAUUCCUUAAGGUCAAAUAUAAGCAAGGGCACUUGUUUCUGUGGGAGGGAAGUUGCAGGGUGGUAUCAAUGUUUUAAAACGUAUCUGCAAAGAUUUGCUCCCUACAUGCCUGUACAUUGCAAAAUAUUUAACUUGUUUUUUCAUGAAUGCCCUUUAGAAAUAUGUAGUCACCAAAUUCUUGCAAUGAAUGAAAACAAACAGCUUUUACUUUGCAUUUUCCCCACAGGCAUAUUUGAAGCUGCUUAUGGCAAUUACACAUCCGCCGCAGCCAGCAACAUAGACUUUGAGAACAAAAUGUAUUUACACUGUGUUCAUAUGUUUGCACUUGUAUACUUAAGAUAAUCUUCAUAGGACACUUCAUAGGGUCAUAACAAAUAAAAACUGACUUUAAGUCACAUUAGGAGAUAAUAGGUAGAUGAUCAAAAUCUUGGCAAAGAGGUAGAGUAAUUUUAGUACUGGGACACUACUUGAACUUUGAAUCUUUAACUGCUGCUGCAAUGAAGUUUUGGCCCAAGUUGAAACCUGAACAUACAACAUGACCAACCAUCCCUCCGCAUGCGCAUAGAAUACAGCAACAACUAGUCACUGUUUUAAACAAAUGAAGAAAGUGGCCGUGAGAAUCACGCUGAUUGAGAUAUCACUGGGGGAAUAAUCAGUUUUGAACAAUAGAUUGUUUCUGAUGCAUUACACAACUUGUUUCCUUUCAUGAGAACAUGAGAAUAAGGAUUUGGCCAUAUGGACAUUGAAACCUUUUUAAAGACUCAUUAGGUGAUGAAUGAUCUUCUACCUUAGUGUCAUUGACAGCAUAUCCUUGAUUCCCCUAAUACAUGUGACCCCUGCGUUAUGGCCUUUCGAAUAACAGAAUGUACACAUCACUCCCCAAAAAUCUGAGAUAUGGAAUAAAAUAUG